Molecule: messenger RNA, 1781 nt
Organism: Anopheles aquasalis
Lineage: Eukaryota; Metazoa; Arthropoda; Insecta; Diptera; Culicidae
Product: glycosaminoglycan xylosylkinase homolog
Biological process (GO): protein phosphorylation
Cellular component (GO): Golgi apparatus
Molecular function (GO): phosphotransferase activity, alcohol group as acceptor
Source: RefSeq, a predicted model, not a curated record
CAUUUGCGAUCUUAAUAGCUGGUUCUUAAGAUAGCAGAGGGCUAUAUCAGUUGAAUUCAAUCGCCAAAGUGGGGUAAAUCCCCAUGGAAAAAGAAGAACAGGAAGCUGCAGAUAUGGUGUAGGAAACAUUCUGCCCGCUUUGCUGAUAGCGAAUCCCAAGGUCACCCCGCGAAUCGAACAACUUUCAAGGUCGAUCGCCCAGCAGCCGGUUCUGUUGUGGCGGUUUGCGGUUAAAAGUUUUGAAGCACGUGUGACAUUGCGCCACAAACAACCAUAUGGCUGUCACAUUUGUUGGUAAACACAAAGCACACACACAUUCGACGCGGGCUGGAAAGAACGAAAGAACGGAAGAAGUGUUUCGUGUUCUUGUUGUUACUGCGGUGGUAGUUGAGAAGCCCACCACCUGAAUGAAGUGCAGAUGACAAGGUGCACCUUCUACAAACUGUUCCUACUGUUGUGCCUCUCCCUAGCAAUCAUCUGUUGUUUGAAUGGCUAUUUCAUGCACUAUCUACAAUCAACGUUCGCACCACGCAAGCUGGUGGAACCGCGAAAGCAUGGCUCACCUCGAUCACCGGCCAGCAGCAGGACCACCAACCAGUCGCAUAACCCAUUAGGGGAGAGCUUUAACAAUGCCCACCUGGUGCAGGCGGCUAUAGUGCAGAACGCGACCACCUUGAAGCCGGAAUUCAGGAACAAACAUACCAGCUACUUCAGGAUACGGCAAGCCAUUCUCAACACCUUUCGCCUGCAACCGUACAAUAGUAGCACGAUUUGGAAGACGGUGAAUGCGUGGCCCAAACGGAAUGAAGUGAUUCCGGCGCUCGAACCAAAGCUGGGUAGUGUGCUGGCCGCGCUACGGAGGGAACCGAUCCGGGGGGUGAAAAAAUCCCGCCGCGGAACGCAGCUGAAGCUGGUGCUGGAACUGUCCGGCCCGCAGUACGUACUGUUCAAACCGCGCUGGUACGAGCGGGAGGAAAUCAUCAACGGUACCGUUUACUCGGGCAAGGAUCGUCACAACGCCGAAAUCGUGAGCUUCCAUCUGGCAGUGAUGCUGAACCUGCGCUCGGCGCCCAUCGCGGUGGGCCGUUCGAUUUCGCUCCGGGACCACCUACCGCUGGUGGACGAGGAGCUGCGUCAAACCAUGCUAGUCAUUGAUGGUCGGCAGUGUAUUUACGGCUCGUGCCACUACUGCCGCCAGAGCGAACCGGUGUGCGAUGAUCCGCAAACCGGUACGCUCGACGGUGCCAUCCUGUACACCAUUCCGGGGAAGCUCGUGAAGUACCGUUCCCCGUGGCAGCGCACCUACAACACCGAGCGGAAGGCGGAAUGGGAAACGAACGGAGGCUACUGUACGCUGGUCAAUCGUACGCUGUCGCCCGCCAUACUGCUGGACCUGAUCGAUGCGGCGGUGUUCGAUUUUCUAAUACAAAACGGUGACCGCCAUCACUACGAAACGCGCGACGGCCGGUUACUGCUGCUCGACAAUGGUAAAGGCUUCGGUAACCCGUUCGUCGACCAUCUGGACAUUCUGGCACCGCUGUACCAGUGUUGCAUGAUCCGGGACACCACCUGGAAGCGGUUGAAGCUCUUUUCCGGGGGCGCACUGACCGAUUUACUGCGGGAGAUCGACCGACUCGAUGCACUGCAGCCCCUGCUAACCGAGGCACACUAUCUGGCACUUGAGCGGCGCCUACUCUACGUCUUCAGCACGGUGCAACUGUGCACGCAGAAGCACGGCAAUAAAAUGUUCAAAUGAGCCCGAGCAGCGGGCCCACUAGCCA